AUGUUUGUGCUGCGAGAUUCAAGCUCUACUGCAGUCGAGACAAAUAUUCUUGGAACUACCAGCUCACUCUCCCGAAGCACUUAUCCUCUUUCGAAAGAACAAAUCCGCGCCCGGCAUCUACAAGAACGAAAGCGGGCUCGGCGUGCAGUUCUUAAUCAGAAUGUACGCCGACAGCAGAGGGCUGGCAUGAAGAAGGACGGUAGAGACAAACUUCAGGCGGAGCUGUUUCUUUUCGGAUGA
This is a messenger RNA of Protopolystoma xenopodis, 240 nucleotides long. The record is from the annotation of a GenBank genome assembly. NCBI's taxonomy places the organism in Eukaryota, Metazoa, Platyhelminthes, Monogenea, Polystomatidea, Polystomatidae.